Insectozyma verbasci is the source of this 840-nucleotide messenger RNA. Lineage: Eukaryota; Fungi; Ascomycota; Pichiomycetes; Serinales; Debaryomycetaceae. The record is from the annotation of a GenBank genome assembly.
AUGCCACCUAAAGGUUGGAGAAAGAAUGCAGAUGGUAGUUAUCCACAACCACAACGUGAAAUACCUCAAGUUUCAAUAGAUGAAUUAUUGUUUCCAAGAUCAACAAUUCAAAAAUUAUCAAAACAAAUUGUAACUGAAGAUUCAUUAAUUUCAAAAGAUUCAUUAAUUGCAUUACAACGAGCAGCUACUGUAUUCGUAUCUCAUUUAUUAUUUCACUCAAAAGAUGUAGUUAAAGAACUGAAUCGUAAAACUAUAAAUUCUCAAGAUGUUUUAAAUGCUUUAGAACGUUCUGAAUUUGGUGGAUUUAUACCUUUAAUUAAAGAAAAAUUGGCAAAAUUUGAAGAAAUUCAAAGACAAAAGAAAUUAUUGAAACAACAAGCUGGUAUUCCAAGUACUGGAGAAAUUGAAGAUGAAUUAGAUGAAAAUAUAAAUGAAAUUGAAGAAAUUAAUGCAAAAAAAGCUCGAAUUCAAGAUGUUUAUAUGAUACCUAAUCAACAACAACAUGUACAAUUACCUCAACAACAUCCACUACAAUUCCAACAACAACAACAUCAAUCUCAACAACAACAACAACAAGCUCAGAUUAUCGAUGAUGGUGAUGAGAGUUUAAGUAGUGAUGAUGAUGAUGAUGAAAUACAACACCAUGAAGUACAUGUUAUUGAUGAUGAGGAUGAAAUAGAAGAUGAUGAUGAGGAUGAGGAUGAGGAUGAGGAUGAGGAAGAAGAGGAUCAUCAAAAUCCAAUUCAAUUGUUAUCUAAAGAUGAGAAAGAACUACAAGGUAGAGAAGAAACAGUUAGUGAUGUAGAAGAAGUAGAUGAUGAUGAAGAUGAUACCUUGUAA